Sphaerodactylus townsendi is the source of this 2160-nucleotide messenger RNA. RefSeq names its product NAD(P) transhydrogenase, mitochondrial-like. Gene Ontology annotation, molecular function: NADP binding; NAD binding. Lineage: Eukaryota; Metazoa; Chordata; Lepidosauria; Squamata; Sphaerodactylidae. Gene Ontology annotation, cellular component: mitochondrial inner membrane. The record is from RefSeq and is a predicted model, not a curated record. Gene Ontology annotation, biological process: NADPH regeneration; proton transmembrane transport.
AUGAAGCCAGCAGCCAAGGUCAGACCUCCGGUCUUCAAUGAAGCAUUGGGAGUACACGAAGCAGCCCUGUUGAAAAAGAGGGCAACGCUUGUGAGCUUCAUCUAUCCAGCGCAGAAUCCAGAUCUCCUGGACAAGCUUGCUCAGCGUGAAGCCACUGUCUUGGCCAUGGACCAAGUACCCCGAGUCACGAUUGCUCAAGGAUACGACGCCUUAAGCUCGAUGGCCAACAUUGCUGGGUACAAAGCUGUAGUACUAGCAGCCAAUCAUUUUGGACGGUUUUUCACCGGGCAAAUUACAGCUGCUGGAAAGGUUCCUCCAGCAAAGAUUCUGAUAAUUGGAGGUGGUGUUGCUGGCUUGGCCGCAGCCGGAGCAGCCAAAUCGAUGGGAGCCAUUGUCCGAGGAUUUGAUACCAGGCCCCCUGCUUUGGAACAGUUUAAAUCCCUCGGCGCAGAACCGUUAGAAGUCGACAUUGCUGAAGGAGGCGAAGGUGUUGGCGGGUAUGCAAAGGAGAUGUCCAAAGAGUUUAUCGAGGCAGAAAUGGCAUUAUUUGCCAAACAGUGUAAAGAGGUGGAUAUUCUUAUUAGCACUGCCCUUAUUCCAGGAAAAAAGGCUCCCAUUUUGAUAACCCAAAAUAUGGUGGAGUCCAUGAAGGAAGGCUCGGUCAUUGUAGAUCUGGCUGCCGAGGCAGGGGGCAAUGUGGAAACCACCCGUCCGAACGAACUUCACGUUCACAAGGGCGUGGUGCACAUUGGUUACACGGACCUGCCAAGUCGCAUGGCUACCCAAGCCACCAGCCUUUAUUCCAACAACAUCUUAAAGUUGUUAAAAGCGAUUUCGCCCAGCAAAGAAUACUUUGACUUUGAGUUGAAGGAUGAUUUUGAUUAUGGGACGAUUUCUCACGUCAUCAGAGGGACCGUAGUGAUGAAGGACGGGAAGAAUUUGUUUCCAGCACCUUUGCCUAAAUCCUUGCCACCCCCACCUCAAGCUAAACAAAAAACUGUCCAAGAGUUGGAAGCUGAGAAAACGGCUUCCAUCUCACCAUUCAAAAAGACAAUGACUUCAGCUGGUGUUUAUACUACAGGUAUUUUUAAAAUGGUCUCAGCAGGUUUGCUGGUGUGUCAUUCCUGUUGAUGCCUGGGAACCUUUGGCCUUGCUGGGAUUUAUCUCAUUACUUGUUUGGGUGUCACCCGGCUCUUGCAGCUGAUGUCUGUCACAAAUGCCAUUUCUGGCCUUACUGCUGUUGGGGGUUUGGUGCUGAUGGGCGGAUCUUACCUUCCUUCAAGCGUACCGCAGACAUUAGCUUUACUGGCUGCAUUUGUUUCAUCUGUAAAUAUCGCAGGUGGUUUCUUAAUUACCCAGAGAAUGCUGGACAUGUUUAAGCGGCCAACAGAUCCACCUGAAUAUAAUUAUCUUUACCUCCUCCCCGGAGCAGUGUUUGUUGGAGGAUAUGGGGCAUCUCUUGCCAGCGGAUACGGCAUCGAGCAGAUGAUAUAUCUGGGCUCCGGUCUUUGCUGCGUUGGAGCACUUGCAGGACUGAUGGCCAGGUCACAUCUGGAGCUUAGCAGCAUACAAGGGAUGAUUGGGGUUGCCGGUGGCAUAGCGGCUACAUUGGGUGCUUUGAAACCAUCACCAGAAGUCCUGGCCCAAAUGUCCACAGCCAUGGCGAUGGGGGGCACUAUGGGUCUCACCAUUGCGAAACGGAUUGAAAUCUCUGACCUUCCACAGCUUGUUGCUGCAUUUCACAGUCUGGUUGGCUUGGCAGCCGUUCUGACGUGCGUCGCGGAGUACAUGAUCGAAUAUCCACACCUUGAUGUUCACCCUUCUGCCAAUGUUCUCAAAACCGUGGCUUACUUGGGCACCUAUAUUGGGGGAGUAACUUUCAGUGGUUCUUUGGUAGCGUAUGGAAAACUGCAAGGUUUAUUAAACUCGGCUCCCCUCCUGCUGCCUGGACGCCACUAUUUGAACGGUGGGCUGCUGGCUGCCUCGAUUGGUGGGAUGAUCCCUUUCAUGCUGGACUCAAGCUACACCACAGGCAUGGCUUGCCUUCUGGGCGUUUCAGGACUCUCCUCGAUCAUGGUAGGACCCCAUUCUGGUUUAAAGGAGUACUGUCUGACUUCCCUUCUUUCCCGAUGGAUAGGACCAGGUGCAGGCAAGGGGUAG